UUUCUCUCCAUCUCUGCUACUCAGUAGACACCAUCUCUGUGUCUUUCUCUCCAUAUAGAAACCCUAAUUUUUCCUCUCUCUAAAACACCCCAAAACAAAUCCUACUCGUGUCUUCUAUUUCCAUUGAAAUCCACACUGAAAUUUUUCCCGUAACCCUAACUUUACAGAACUUUACUUUCUCUGGCUAAAAUUUCCCAUUCAACAAUGGCAGACAGCGUAAGUGUGCCGUUAACGACCAGCAACAACGCGAACGUCGGGGCCCCUCAAAAGACUAUCGAAGAAAUGUACCAGAAGAAGAGCCAACUCGAGCACAUCCUGCUCCGACCAGACACCUACGUCGGGUCGAUCGAGAAGCACACCCAAACUCUUUGGGUCUACGAGAACGAAAAGAUGGUGUACCGCAAUAUCACCUAUGUUCCGGGUCUUUACAAGAUCUUCGAUGAAAUCUUGGUCAAUGCCGCCGAUAACAAGCAGAGAGACCCCACCAUGGACUCAUUGAAGGUGGUAAUUGAUGUGGAGAACAAUUUGAUAAGCGUUUACAACAAUGGGGAUGGGGUUCCUGUGGAGAUCCAUAAGGAGGAGGGCGUGUAUGUACCAGAGCUGAUUUUCGGUCACUUGUUGACUAGUAGUAACUAUGACGAUACGCAAAAGAAGACCACCGGAGGAAGAAAUGGUUAUGGAGCCAAGCUCACAAAUAUUUUUUCCACGGAGUUUGUUAUUGAGACAGCUGAUGGAAAGCGACAAAAGAAGUAUAAGCAGGUUUUCUCCAACAACAUGGGGAAGAAAACUGCACCGAGCAUAACAAAGUGCAAGGAGGGUGAGAAUUGGACUAAGGUUUCAUUUAAGCCUGAUUUGGUGAAAUUUAACAUGAAUGUACUCGAAGAUGAUGUGGUUGCUCUUAUGAGAAAGCGAGUGGUUGACAUGGCUGGUUGCCUUGGAAAAACUGUGAAGGUUGAGCUGAAUGGGAAGCGGGUUCCUAUAAAAUCAUUUCAGGAUUAUGUUAAGUUGUACCUAGAUUCUGAUGCGGAAUCUGGAUCAGAUACUCCUAAAAGCUUCUACCAAAAAGUGGGUGAGAGAUGGGAAUUAUGCGUUAGUGUUACUGAGGGACAGUUCCAACAGGUUAGCUUUGUUAAUGCCAUUGCAACAAUCAAGGGUGGAACUCAUGUUGAUUAUAUAACUAAUCAGAUCACAAACUAUCUAGUGGGUGUCGUAAAUAAAAAGCACAAGAAUGCCAACAUCAAACCGCACAAUGUGAAGAACUAUUUGUGGGUUUUUGUCAAUGCUCUCAUUGAUAACCCUGCUUUUGAUUCUCAAACCAAGGAAACUCUGACUCUGCGCCAGAGUAAUUUUGGGUCUAAAUGUGAACUUCCUGAAGAAUUUUUGAAGAAAGUGGCGAAGUCUGAUAUUGUGGAGAAUCUACUUUCAUGGGCAAAAUUCAAGCAGGACAAAGACCUUAAGAAAUCUGAUGGAACAAAGAGAGGGAGGGUUAAUAUUCCAAAGCUGGAGGAUGCUAAUGAGGCUGGAACAAAAAACUCUCACAAAUGUACAUUGAUUUUAACAGAAGGCGAUUCAGCAAAGGCUCUUGCAGUAUCUGGAUUAGGGGCACUACCUCAAGAUGUUCGGGACUACUACGGAGUUUUCCCAUUGAGAGGUAAAUUACUCAAUGUGCGGGAAGCCACCGCUAAACAGCUCAAUGAGAAUAAGGAAAUUGAGAAUAUCAAGAAGAUCCUUGGGUUACAGCAAAAUAAGCAGUAUGAUAGUGUCAAGCCUUUGAGAUAUGGUCAUCUUAUGAUAAUGACUGAUCAGGAUUAUGAUGGUUCUCACAUUAAAGGCCUGCUCAUCAACUUCAUUUAUUAUUUCUGGCCGUCAUUACUGAAAAUGCCAUCUUUCUUACUCGAGUUUAUAACUCCCAUUGUAAAGGCAACUCAUAGCAGUGGAAAUGUUCUAUCCUUUUAUACCAUGCCUGAGUACUAUGCUUGGAGGGAUAGUAUAAUGGGAAAUGCAAGUAGCUGGACAAUCAAGUACUAUAAGGGGUUAGGAACUAAUAAUCAAAAAGAAGGCAAGGAGUACUUCAAAGACAUUGAGAAGCAUAAGAAGGAUUUUAUUUGGAUGGAUGACCAAGAUGGAAAUGCCAUAGAGCUUGCGUUCAGUAAGAAGAAGAUUGAUGAAAGGAAGAACUGGCUUCGGCAAUAUCAGCCUGGCACACAUCUUGAUCAGAAACCGAAGCUAAUAAAAUACAGCGAGUUCAUUAACAAGGAGCUUAUUUUGUUUUCAGUGGCGGAUCUUCAAAGAUCUAUUCCUUCCAUGAUUGAUGGCCUGAAGCCAACUCAGAGAAAGAUACUUUUCAGUUGUUUCAAGAGGAAUUUGGUCAAGGACAUUAAAGUUUCUCAGUUUCAAGGUUAUGUAUCUGAGAAGUCUGCUUACCACCAUGGUGAUCAAAGUCUUAAUGCUACAAUCAUUGGAAUGGCACAGAAUUUUGUUGGCAGUAAUAACAUCAACCUUCUUGCACCAAAAGGACAAUUUGGUACACGUUGCAUGGGAGGUAAAGAUCAUGCCAGUGCAAGGUAUAUUUUUACUUGUCUUUCUCCUAUUACAAGGUUUCUGUUUCCCAAGGAUGAUGACAACCUUCUCGACUACUUAGAAGAAGAUGGCCUUUCUAUUGAACCCACUUGGUAUGUCCCAAUUAUACCAACGGUUCUUGUGAAUGGUUCUGAAGGAAUUGGCACUGGAUGGAGCACUUCUAUCCCCAAUUACAAUCCAAGAGAUAUUGUUGCAAACGUGAGGCGUUUGUUGAAUGGUGAAGCAAUGGAACCUAUGCAUCCUUGGUAUAGAGGGUUUAAAGGAACAAUUGAAAAGGGUGCAUCGAAGGAAGGUGGGGUUAGCUAUACAGUAAAUGGACUCAUAGAAGAAGUGAAUGAGACGACACUUAGGAUCACUGAAUUGCCGAUCCGUAGGUGGACUGAUGAUUAUAAGGAAUUUUUGAGUUCUGUCAUGGAAGGUGCUAGAGAUGAGAAGGGAAACUUACCCAAGGAUGCUUUUAUCAAGGAUUUUAAAAAGUAUGGUGAUGAUGUAUCUGUAUGUUUUGAAGUCCUCUUGUCGGAGGAGAAGAUGAAGGAAGUCAAGGAUGAGGGUUUGCUGAAGAAAUUUAGACUUACUACUACAAUUAGCACAAGUAACAUGCACCUAUUCGAUCAAAGAGGCAUGAUUAAGAAAUAUGACAGCCCUGAAGCCAUUCUUGAGGAAUUUUUUCCCUACAGGUUUCAGUGUUAUGAGAAAAGGAAGAACUUAAAACUCGCACAGCUUGAAAUGGAGUUGCUGAUAUUGGAAAAUAAGGUGAGGUUUAUCCUUGGCGUUGUGAAGGGCGAAAUUAUUGUGAACAACAGGAAGAGAGCUGAUCUGCUACUGGAGCUACAACAGAAAGGCUUCGCCCCUAUCCCAAAGAAAAAAUCUGCUGAAGCUGUGGUAGCUGGGGCAAUUGAAGAUGAACCAAACGUGGGCUCGGAUGAAGUAGAAGAGAACUCUGAGACUGUCACUGGCAAUGGGGUGAAGGCUAGUGAUUAUGACUAUUUACUGUCUAUGUCUAUUGGAACCUUGACCCUUGAGAAGGUUCAGAAGUUAUGUGCUGAUAGGGACAAAAUCAGCGAGGACGUUGAGAAUUUAAGAAAAACCACUCCAGAGGAGUUAUGGUUGAAAGACCUUGAAGCUUUUGAAAAGCAACUUGACAAAUUUGAAGCUGAUGAAGAGGAGGAAAGGCAGAAGUCAACUAGUGAAAUCUAUGGUCAAGGUGGUUUUAAGGUUUCUAGACAAGCGCCAAAAAAUCCAAGGAAGAACAAUAAAACAGCCAAAAAUGCAGAAGCAGCUGCUGAAACAAUUGGAAAAUCAUCCAGUUCCAUGGAAACAGAAAAUGUCGCUGAGGUAGUGAAACCAAAAGGAAGGGGAGGUGCGAGGAAAGCUCCUGCUAAAAAGCAAGAAAAACCGCCAACUCCUGUUUCAGAAGAUGAUGAUGAUGAUGAAGUUGAAUCACUGAAAGAUCGACUUAAAGCGUAUAGACUUGAUUCUUCACCUGAACAAUCCACUGCCAUGGAAACUGAUGUGCCCCAAAUACCUGCUAAGAAAGAACCUAGCAAAAGGGCCGCUGCCCAGAAGAAGCCUAUGAUUGUUUCAGAAGAUUCUGACAAAGAUGAAAUAAACCUCGAUGAUAAUGACUCUGAUGUAGAAGUGGUAGUUAAACCCCAAGAAGCAAAAAAGAAGGGAGGGAGAAAACCAGCUGCAAAUGCCAAGGCAGCUAAACCACCUGCAGGUAAUAAGAAAAGAGGACCUGCCAACAAGCAGUCUCAAGGAUUGGGACAGAAGCUUCUAACGGAAAUGCUUCAGCCUGCAGAAAAUCCAGGAAUUUCACCAGAGAAGAAAGUGAGAAAAAUGAGAGAAUCUCCUUUCAACAAAAAGAGUGGUUCUGUUUUGGGCAGGCUUGCCAAGGAUAAUGAAACCACAGGAAGUGAGGAGAUGUCUGGUUCUGCUUCUACAUCUAGUAAUGUGGAAGAAAUUGUUGAGGUGCCAGCAAGAGCUAGACCAAAGAGAGCGAACCGCAGGCAAACUAAGUAUGUUAUAAGCGAUUCUGACAGUGAUGGUGAUUAUGACAUUGAGAGUGAGCAAGAAAAUUAUGAUGACACUGAUGAAGAUGAAGAUUAAGACUUAAGUCUCAAUUUCCUUGAAACACUGCUGUUCUUUAUCAGCUUGAUAAUUUCAAACAUGUAGUGUUUGUUAGAAACCGUUGAAAUUGAAAUGUACUGAUUUUAUUGUUGUACAUUGACUAAUUUUCCUGUAAAUGGUACUUGAGUUUUCAAGAAAUGAGAAAUUUCUCCAUUAUGAUGGCUUGAA
Messenger RNA from Jatropha curcas, 4878 nucleotides. It is a transcript of the gene TOPII, whose product is annotated as topoisomerase II. Lineage: Eukaryota; Viridiplantae; Streptophyta; Magnoliopsida; Malpighiales; Euphorbiaceae. Gene Ontology annotation, biological process: sister chromatid segregation; DNA topological change; resolution of meiotic recombination intermediates. Gene Ontology annotation, cellular component: nucleus. The record is from RefSeq and is a predicted model, not a curated record. Gene Ontology annotation, molecular function: DNA topoisomerase type II (double strand cut, ATP-hydrolyzing) activity; DNA binding; ATP binding.